UCCAAAAUACUGUACAACAACUUUUGAAUUCCAUAGCAAAUGUACCGUGUAUUGAAUUUGAUGGAUUCUUUCCCGUAAAAAAUUCUGAUUUCCGCAACUCAUCUUUGAAUUUGACGGGUGAGAAUGCAAUUUAGGGCUCGAAGGGUAAGUAUCUCUAAGAAUUUAUCCACAGCUUCGUUCCAUGGUCACAAAUUAUCACGCUCCGCUCCUGCAUCCACUUGUUGGUUCAUUAAAGUGGUAUCCACCUUAUGCAUACACCACUCCAACUCGCUCAAUUUUCUCCAAACUGAUUAUUUCCGGCAGAAUUUGAAUCCCCUUGUAGCUUAUGGCGUGGUCCGUCGAAUAGAUAGUAGAUUGAAUAACCCGCUUUUAGCUUUUGAAUUCUUUCGUUACUCACGGCAAAAUUUGGAGUUGAUUCACUUAGAAUCCACUUUUGAUUUUCUGUUAAGGUCGCUAUGCGAGAAGGGUCUUCAUGAUUCAGCUAAAAUGGUGUAUGAAAGUAUGAAAUUUGAUGGCUUUUGGCCGAAUACCUCACUUCUUGAUUUGUUAGUUUCUGCAGUAGCUAAGGCGGGUAUGUUUAGGGUAGCAGAAGAAAUUUUGAUUGCAGAAGCUGAAUUCUGCGUUGAGAAGGAUAAAAGAGUUAGUUCUUUUGUAUAUAAUAAUUAUCUGAGCAUUCUAGUGCAUAAAAAUCGCAUAAAUGAGGCUGUUGUAUUUUUUCGAGGACGUAUAUUAAGGUUAAGAAGCUUUGAUCCCGAUACUUGUAGCUUUAACAUAGUGGUGCGAGGGCUGUGUCGCGCUAGUAAGGUUGAGAAGGCUUUUGAGCUCUUUGAAGUUAUGAGGGAUUUUGAUUGUUAUCCGGAUCUUGUUACGUAUAACACACUUAUUAAUGGGUUAUGUAGCGUUGGUAGAGUAGAUAGAGCAGAGGAGUUACUAGGAGAAGUCGAACUGCAAUCUGGAUUUUCCCCAAAUGUUGUGACUUACACAACUCUCAUCUCUGGAUACUGUAAAUUGGGUAAGUUGGAUAGAGCUGUGACUAUUUUUGGUAGGAUGAUUAAUAGUGGGGUCAGACCAAAUUUGUUUACUUUUAAUACUAUUAUUAAUGGUUAUGGUAAAAAGGGUGAGUUGGCUUCAGCAAUUAAGAUGUAUGAGAGGAUGGCGAAUGGUGGUUUUACCCCUGAUGUUAUCACCUUCACCUCUCUCAUUGAUGGUUGUUGCCGCCUUGGAGACUUGGCUCAAGGUGUGAGAUUCUGGGAUGACAUGAACGAUAGGAAGGUGCCUCCUAACAUUUUUACCUUUUCAAUUUUAAUUAGUGCCCUAUGCAAAGUGAAUAGACUAAACGAGGCACGAGCUUUGCUUAACCAGUUGAAGAGGAGGGAAGACAUUGUCCCAGAGCCAUUUGUUUACAACCCUGUCAUUGAUGGUUAUUGUAAAGCGGGAAAUGUUGAUGAAGCAAAUGUAGUUGCUGAAGAAAUGGAGGCAAAAGGAUGUAUCCAUGACAAGAUGACUUUCACCAUUCUCAUUUUGGGGCACUGUAUGAAAGGGAGAGUGUUUGAAGGUAUUCGAUUGUAUGAAAAGAUGGUGUCAGUGGGGUGUGUACCCGAUAAUAUCACUGUAAGAUCUUUGAUAUUUUGCCUAAGAAAGGCAGGCAUGGCACGAGAAGCAAAUGAAAUAGAGUUCAAGGCAUUAAAUAAUGUUCACUCAGGUUUAUUGUUUGAAACUACUGCUGCAGUUGGGAAAGUGAACGCGCCAAUGACUAAACCUGUUUAGCCAGAGGGUUAUCUUGCUGACUCAAUCUGUCUUUGAACAUUUUAUGAGACACUUGGGUCCAGAAAUUUGUGGGCCAACUAUAGGUAAUUGCUUCUAUUGUCUCUAAUUUCCUUUGUCGUUUUGUUUUCAUCUUAGUCUGUGUUUGAUGCUUUGUCAUUCUUACUUAUUCAUUGUUAGCCAAACAUCUUUUGCAGAUAAGUUAAAAAAACAAAGUAAUGUAAAUAUUCCCCUCAUGUGCAAGAAGUAAUGCAAAUAAACGUGACUAAAGUAUUCUAUCACCAGCAUACAGGUAGUUUCUUAAAAGGAGUAGGAUUAGAAGAAAGCACAAUAACUUUUAUAUCAUCAAACCAUCUAGGGGUGUUGGUUUUCCAGCGUGUUUUGUGUGUGUAAUUUCUUUGAUUAUUUGCUCAUAUUUUUCACUUUUAUGGAAAUAACCAGCACAUCUAAAGUAUGACAAGGGAUAUAUUAAUAGUUUAUACUCUAGAAACAGUACUAAGAAAGUUGUGUAUCCUUUAUGUUCUCUUGGGAAUUUAAUUUUCAUGAAUAUAGGACUCAUAUUUAGAGAGGAAAAUUAUUUUGUUCGGUAGACCUUUCCUUGGGUGUUGAGAGGGAGUUUUAAAGUGGUACGUUUGUAGGUUCAAAGUUUAGUACUUUAGUUUAUUCAUCAUUGAUACUGAUGGUAAUCGGAUUUUGGUUGCUGAAUGCCAGUUUUGUGUUUACACCUUUCAAUGAAGUGAAGUCCACUAACCUGUAGAGCAAAAUAAUUUGUUAACAGGUUAUUUAUUGUUUCAGUUUACGGUAGUUCAAUGUAGUUUUGAUUCAUGUGGUUUUGUAUUCCUUCCUUUUUCCGCAGUUGACAUGAUUUGUAGAAUUGAUGCUGUUAUCUGUGUUCCGUUCGUUUAGGCAGCUUCUGUUCUCCAUCACACGUGAGAAGUGUUUUGAGAUUUUAUAUCAUGUCUCUGUUGGUGUUUGGCCAUUGCAUCUGCACCUGAUGAGAUGGUUAUAGCAAGGGAAAACUAUAGUCUAGUUUCUUGAGGCUACAGAAGCAGUACUUAAUCAAAUUCUUCUUCUUUUGUUUUUCUCUCUCAUCUUAGCCUACCUUGUGAUUAGUUCCGUUCCUUCUACAAUAUUGUGCAUGGCUAGAUCCCUUUCUCGAUGCCUAAAAUCUGGAAACUAGCAUGUUUUGUUUUUCUUAUUCAUAUCUACAAUUAGAUUUUGCAA
Molecule: messenger RNA, 2988 nt
Organism: Salvia splendens (bonfire salvia)
Lineage: Eukaryota; Viridiplantae; Streptophyta; Magnoliopsida; Lamiales; Lamiaceae
Product: pentatricopeptide repeat-containing protein At2g06000
Exons: 2
Coding region: 124-1767 (547 amino acids)
Molecular function (GO): protein binding; mRNA binding
Source: RefSeq, a predicted model, not a curated record